Molecule: messenger RNA, 456 nt
Organism: Torulaspora globosa
Lineage: Eukaryota; Fungi; Ascomycota; Saccharomycetes; Saccharomycetales; Saccharomycetaceae
Gene: BNS1
Product: Bns1p
Exons: 1
Coding region: 1-456 (151 amino acids)
Source: RefSeq, a predicted model, not a curated record
AUGACAGAGAGUUCAUAUUACAAAAUGGAGCCAGUGGGAAGCUCAGGUUUGGCACAUAUGUGGCAGGAUAGGGCAGCGAUGGAGAAGCAGGACGUUCAGACGGCUGGCAGUGGGAUGCAGCGGGAGCAGAGCGAGCAGACGACAAAGAGCGAAGCCGGACAGACUGAGCAGUGUCGAAGGGUUCCAGAGAAGGCAGAUCCAUUGAAGAGCAACGGGGGAUCUGUUUCAUUGCAUAGAGCGGCGUUGUGUAGGAAAAGAUUGUCGCAUGGAGCGGUGCAGAAAAUACACAAACUGAGGACCAGACAGAAAUUUGCGUCGCCAACAGAUACGUUGCUGUCGCCAUGCUCGCAGAAACUGAACCAGCACAGGGCCAAGCUGUUCGUGGCCAAGUCGAAGCCAACCAAGUUGAAUUUUGCUACAAAACGCCAGCGGGUGUCUGGCGAGGAGGAUUUUUAG